Messenger RNA from Periophthalmus magnuspinnatus, 1822 nucleotides. RefSeq names its product transmembrane p24 trafficking protein 2 (gene tmed2). NCBI's taxonomy places the organism in Eukaryota, Metazoa, Chordata, Actinopteri, Gobiiformes, Gobiidae. Gene Ontology annotation, biological process: Golgi organization; endoplasmic reticulum to Golgi vesicle-mediated transport; intracellular protein transport. The record is from RefSeq and is a predicted model, not a curated record. Gene Ontology annotation, cellular component: endoplasmic reticulum-Golgi intermediate compartment; Golgi apparatus; COPII-coated ER to Golgi transport vesicle. The transcript has 4 exons. The coding region runs from base 173 to 778 and encodes 201 amino acids.
AGACUUCCGUUUACCCUGUACGUGGCAUAGCCACAGAGCAGCACGGAUCAGAAGCUGCUCUGCAUUUACUUUGACAUACCAACUUGCAACCUGCCAGUCUGCAGGAUCUGUCGCGGCACAGAUACGUUUAGAACUAUAUUUUCAUUGUAAAGAAACUUGCCACGCAUUAACCAUGUUUACUGUGUCAGAAGUGUGCAUUUUACUGACCGUCCUAUGUGCCACUGCGUCGGGCUACUUUGUUAGCAUAGACGCCCAUGCCGAAGAGUGUUUCUACGAGCGGGUUAACUCCGGCACAAAAAUGGGCCUAAUGUUUGAAGUAGCUGAAGGAGGGUUUCUAGAUAUCGAUGUUGAGAUAACUGGGCCAGAUGGUAAACAGAUCUAUAAAGGAGACAGAGAGUCAAGUGGGAAAUACUCUGUGGCAGCACACAUGGACGGGACCUAUAAGUUUUGCUUUAGCAACAAGAUGUCCACCAUGACACCUAAGAUUGUCAUGUUCACCAUUGACAUCGGAGAAGCUCCUAAAGGCCAGGACAUGGAGACAGAGGCUCACCAAAACAAGCUGGAAGAGAUGAUCAAUGAGUUGGCUGUUGCUAUGACAGCUGUAAAGCACGAGCAGGAGUACAUGGAAGUUCGUGAGAGGAUACACAGAGCAAUUAAUGACAACACAAACAGCAGAGUGGUACUGUGGUCCUUCUUUGAAGCACUUGUUCUAGUGGCAAUGACACUUGGACAGAUUUACUAUCUAAAGAGAUUUUUUGAAGUUCGACGAGUGGUGUAAUGAAAUGAAAGUUGCCUCUUUGUCCCCACUAUGUCCCAACAUCAAGAUUGUUAGCUUCACUUUGCAAAGCGAGACUGGCUGUUUCGGUGAAUGCUGCAUUUUUUUUUUUUUUUUUACAUUUGAGUUCACUAUGAUCAUUUUUUUUGUUUCUAAUGAUGAACUAAGAGCCAAAAUAGCGUUUUUGUUUUCUUUAACAGAGUCCCUUUAUUUAAUACAGUUCAGAGUUAUUGCCAGUACAGUUUGUGAUGACAGACAUUAAUUUUAGGUUAGUUUUCACUGUUUUAAACUCAUUAUUCAGUUACAUGUGGGGUUUAUUUUCUUGAUUCUCAACCACACAGAACAAUGUACAGGUUAUAUUGUUCAACCUGCACAUUGAAGACUAACUGCACUCCUGAUAAAUGUAUCUGCUAAUUUGAAGGUAUUUUUCAGGCAAAUUGUACAUUUUUUUUCUUGACUUCUUUUUAUCUUUACAAUUCUUUCUUUUGCUUUAGCAAUCUAUGUAGGAUGACACUUAAAUUGUUGAGUUUCAUGACAAAUUAUAUUUUCAACUAUCCUGCCUACAUCCAAACAGUAGGAUUCAAACAAAUGAACCAGCACUGGAUUGAAACAAAGGGUUUUUGGUAACCAUGGAGUGGUGCUGAAAUGUUACAUGUUGAUUGGUUUGGGAUGGGUUAAUGGGGAGGGAUCCCUAAUGACUGCUGUGUGCAUUAGUUGCUUAUAUUAGAGUUAUUAAGUUGGGUUUGGGAAUUUUAAAUUAUGUUAUUGUACACAUUUUAAAUUGUUUGUUUCUGGAGUAUGUUUAGUGACAUGUAAACAUUUUUUGUGCGUGACAUUCUCAAAAAGUGAUCGUCCAUUUUUCCUCAGUAAAAUACAUAUCAUUAAAUAUGCUCCAGUUUUGUAUUACCAAUGUUGAGCUUAAGUUGUUUACCUGCUCAAGUCACAGGAUCUUCCUGUGAUUAAAAUAGUCCAAUAAACUGAUCUGUAUAAAUGACAAAUGGUUGUGGAAAAUGCCCCAUGUUUCAUAAUAAAGACAAUAUUAUAUAA